CACAAGUUUAGUGUGUAAUAGUUUCUCCACACACAUUACACGCUCCUUAUGCAUUCACAAACGUCAAUUAAAAGUGUCUAAAGUUCUCACCUCCUCAACAAACAAAAACUACCCUUUAUUAUAAAUAUAUCACACCCAUAAUUUGAAGUCUCAUAGUGUUCCAAUAUUAUUACACAUAAUUUCAUUUCUUUUCACAUCCCCCAUAUAUUUCAAUUUUGUUGUUUUUCAUAUAUUGGCACAUGAUGAAGAGAGAAAGAGAAGGUGAAAAUAUUAACAUCACAUCCAUGGCUAAAUAUUUGAUGUUACUUUCUCAUGGAAGUGAAUUUGAUCAUGAAAAAAAUUACUCUUCAAAUUUGAACAACCGUGUGUUUGAGUGCAAGACAUGUAAAAGACAAUUUUCGUCGUUUCAAGCAUUGGGAGGACACCGUGCGAGUCACAAGAAACCGAGGUUGAUGGAGAUCACGAGUAGUGAUGAUCAAGUGCUUCAUCAUGAUUCAAUAGUUGCAACAACAACAACAAAAGUUAAAACUCAUGAAUGUUCAAUUUGUGGAUUGGAAUUUGCAAUAGGACAAGCUUUAGGUGGUCACAUGAGAAGACAUAGAAGAAAAGAACAAAGAGCUAAUAAUUCAAAUGAAAAUAUGCACACUUUUAUGACAAAUACUAGUAAUAGUAGUAGUAGUGGUUGCAGCACUAUUGAUAAUACUAAUUCAGAGAAUAUGAAAAAGGGGAACACCAAGAGAUUUUUGUUUUUGGAUUUGAAUUUGACUCCUUUAGAGAAUGAUUUGAAGUUUUUGAAGAUUGGACAAUCAACUCUUAAUUUGGUGGAUUGUUUCAAUUAAACUUUUGGAAUUAAGGUCUAGUUAGUGUACCAUACAUAGUGGAUGAGUACUUUUUGCUACCAUUUUGUAUUUUACUUUAUUGUAUUUAAUUAAAUAAAUUGUUUGGUUCUUGGAUAGUAUAUAAGAAGUUCAUGUUAUUCUUAAUUAAUUAGUAAAAACAUGUAAAGUUGUGUGCAUAUUUAUAAAUCUUCUUCCUUAGUUUUGCCAGAAA
Molecule: messenger RNA, 1050 nt
Organism: Cicer arietinum (chickpea)
Lineage: Eukaryota; Viridiplantae; Streptophyta; Magnoliopsida; Fabales; Fabaceae
Product: zinc finger protein ZAT7-like
Biological process (GO): response to chitin; response to stress
Source: RefSeq, a predicted model, not a curated record